GCCUGGUUAGCUGUCACCAUCACGCCUCGCCACAUCUAAAGCUAGCUAACUAAAUGUCUUAAUGCGAUGAACCGGGAAUUUAUUGAUCAUGGCUAACCUACGGAUUUCGUUGGCCGUCGUGGUUGUUCAGGCCGUCCUGUACAAAACCAGCGAAGCUCUGCGGUGUAAUUGCACCACUCCCCAGUGUGAGAAGACUGGCUUCCAGUGUGAGACCGAUGGAGCCUGCAUGGCCUCCACUUCACUCAUUGAUGGUCAAGAGCCACAUGUCCGUAGGUGCAUCACACGGGACAAUCUUGUGCCCCCUGGACAACCAUUCUUCUGCCUAGGUGCAGAGGGCCUGCUUAACAUCCACUGCUGCUACACUGACUUCUGCAACAGCAUCGACCUCAAAGUACCCUCAGUCACAACUCAGUCAGGACUCGGGGGAGGCUAUGGCCCAGGUGGAACGUGGGGGCUGGUGGAACUGGUGGCUGUGAUUGCGGGGCCGCUGUUUCUGCUGUGUCUGCUGCUGCUGAUGGGCGUGUUCCUGUAUCAGUACCACCAGAGGGCCUACAGCCACAGGCAAAGGUUAGAGGUGGAGGACCCCUCCUGUGACCACCUCUACCUGGCCAAAGACAGGACCCUGCAGGAUCUCAUAUACGAUCUGUCCACGUCUGGUUCAGGCUCUGGCCUGCCUCUGUUUGUCCAGCGGACUGUUGCCAGAACAAUCGUCCUCCAAGAGAUCAUUGGUAAAGGGCGUUUCGGGGAGGUGUGGCGGGGACGUUGGAGAGGUGGUGACGUGGCGGUGAAGAUCUUCUCUUCCAGAGAAGAGCGAUCCUGGUUCCGUGAGGCUGAAAUCUAUCAGACCAUCAUGCUCCGCCAUGAAAACAUCCUGGGCUUUAUAGCCGCUGACAACAAAGAUAACGGCACAUGGACCCAGCUGUGGUUGGUGUCGGAUUACCAUGAGCACGGCUCUCUGUUCGACUACCUGAACCGCUACUCUGUCACUACUGAAGGGAUGAUCAAACUAGCACUGUCUGCAGCCAGCGGCCUGGCACAUCUGCACAUGGAGAUUUUAGGAACCCAAGGAAAGCCAGGCAUCGCCCACAGAGACCUGAAGUCCAAGAACAUCCUCGUGAAAAAGAACUGCACCUGUGCUAUCGCUGACCUAGGCUUGGCUGUCCGUCAUGACUCAGCCACAGACACCAUCGACAUUGCGCCCAAUCAGAGAGUGGGCACCAAGAGGUACAUGGCUCCAGAGGUUCUGGAUGAGACUAUCAACAUGAGACACUUUGACUCUUUCAAAUGUGCUGAUAUCUAUGCUUUGGGGCUGGUCUACUGGGAGAUCGCACGCCGCUGUAAUAGUGGAGGUAUCCAUGAAGAAUACCAGCUGCCCUACUAUGACCUGGUUCCUUCUGACCCCUCCAUAGAGGAGAUGAGAAAGUUGGUGUGCGACCAAAAGCUACGACCCAAUAUCCCUAACUGGUGGCAGAGCUACGAGGCCUUGCGUGUUAUGGGAAAAAUCAUGAGGGAGUGCUGGUAUGCUAAUGGAGCUGCCCGGUUGACAGCCCUGCGCAUCAAGAAGACCCUCUCCCAGCUCAGCAUUCAAGAGGACAUAAAAGUCUGAACUAAGUCAGUGGAGCGCUGAUAAAAGAGCUCUGAGCAGGACCCGACUUCAGACUGUAGGACACUGAGAGGAAAGGGCCGGGCCUUGGACAGAGAACGCACAAAGUAAGAGAAAAUGAUGGAGAGUCGCACUUUGUAAAAUAUUCCUCCAUAGACACUCCUGCCAGUUUUGAAGCCACUUGAUUUCUGACAAACCCUACCUCGCUUACCCAGCCAAACUACCAAGAACACCUUUCCUGUAUUGUCCUCAGCUACUGCUGCCCUUUUUGUUCCUCUCUACACUCCGUACUAACAAGGAUCCUUGGAUUUCCUGUGUACUUGUAUGCAAUCGAUAGCAGGAUAUGUAAUUAACCAUUUAACAGUUUGAAAACCAGUUGCUAAUAUUUCCUCAAAGUCUCUAUGAUCACAGUCGCUUAAUAGAAACAGCAAUUGCUCUUUUUGUCUUUUAAAGGGGGCAGGUGAGAGGGUUAGGGGUGAUUUUUAACUUAUUUUUUCUUAUUUAAAUACCUAGAUAUUGUUAUUAAUAUAUGGGUGUUUGUGAGGCUUUUGUGCAGGUUUCUCUGUGCCGACUACAGCUUACAGGCACAUCACAAACUGCUUAGAAAUCCUUUAGAGACAAUAAUCCAUCUGACUCUGCUGCAGCUGUGUUGUUUAGUUGUCUACUGAUUAUCAUGUAAGCAUGUACAAAGCGGUUGAGGCAGUUUGUGUAAAUUCAGCUCGUUUACUUUCAACAAUGUGUUUAAAGCCUUCAAAGUCACUGGAGCAUUUCGGUUAAACAUGAUUUAGCCUUUGGACCACUUGCCUGGAGCUCUUUCCAUUUAGUGUCGUAAACCUCAGGUUACCCUUAUGCUCACCACUCAGCACCUUUUUUUGUCUUUUUAGAACCAUCUUAAGUGAAAUACACAUUAAGGAAUUAUAAGGCAAAAAUGUAUUUCACCAUGGCUACGUUCACAGUACACAGGGCUUAAUGCUGAAUUUUGAUUUUGAUUUCCCCAGAUCCGAUCUUAAGGCUGAGACUGUUCACAGUCAUGUUUGACGUGACCCUAAUCUGACACCAUUUCAGUCCACUAGUUCUGUUAGUAGCUUUUGCUGGCAGUUCUGGUUUGAGGGAGUAGUCUGGAAAGGUGGAGCUGCAAUGUGAAUUACUAUAGAGGCAACAGUUUAGCAUGUCCAGGGCUACAAUCCAAUAUGUGGCACCUCCUGAGAAUUUUAUCAUAGCAUAUAGGCAAGCUGUCCCUCAUUCUCUGUUUACUGGUGAUUGAGGCAGCCUACUGUAGCUGAGGUAUGGCAUGGCAUCCUUCUAUAGUUUCAGCGGACCGCUUUGCUGUUAAAAUGUGUUCCCCUGUUGAAUAUUGUUUCCCCCCUGUAAAGGUGUAGCUCACCCCUUAGUGGUUAAGCGUUAGGGCUAAGGGUUUGUUUUUGGUAGGGGAAAUGCAUAUAGACUGGGAAACAGUCUUUGACACAACACUGGCACUGUACGGUGAGUGAUCCACGCCUGCACAGUUAAGUGUGACAUGGAAACCCAUGGAUGUAUGGGAAAAACAGACAUGAAAUCUGAUUUGUGUCAAAUGUGAGCACAAAAUCUGAUUUGGGCCACAUUUGCUUAUAAUGUGAACAUAGCCUAAGAUGGAGGGUUAAAUGUAGAGCAACAGCUGCCAGGGAGUUGAUACUGUGUGUUUUGUCCUUGAUUUUAGCUGAAACACUCUCUGGCUUCAGAUUGGGAUGCUUCUUGCAAAGCAUGUGUAAAAUAUUGAAAUGGUAGUAAUAACAUCUGAAAGCAGCCACUGUCUCUCAAUCAACCCACAGAACAAAAACCUGCCAUGGGAGUUACCGUUGCUCCAGGCACUCAGAUAAGCUGGUACAUACGACAUUCAGAUAAGCUUUCAUCCUUUGCAGCAGCCAAUCCUAUUUACACUGUUCUUAAAAUAAAGGGGCAAAUAUGUUUUGUUUUUAAAUACACUAACUCCAGGAAUCUGAAUAAUACUUUGUUUUUAUAUUAUCAAAGCAUGUCCAAUGUUGUUUUCCCCUCAGGGCGCAUUUCCCCUGGCCAGGUAUAACUACUGCACAUAACCUAGCUUUUUAAGGUGAUAUUUGUGUAUAUAGGACAGUUGAAUUAGAUUUUAUGUUGAUAGUUAGCUCAUGUUUUAGAUGGUUGAAUCUUUUAUAUCUGCUUUUUGGUUGGUGGGAAGAAAAUUACUUUUGUCUUGCUGUUUGUAAACAGAAUUAUGUACAAAUCUACUUUUUGACCUCUGAAGUGACAUCACUGUAUGUAUCAGACACACUGCUUAUGUUGUGUUUCUCCUUUAGCCCGCGAUUACUGCAGAGCAGCAUAGAGUGCUGCAGGGAUGAUGUUGUUUUGUAGGCCAAUGCAGAAUUUAGUGUUGCACUGGUUUCCUCGUCAAAAAGCCAGAAGAUUUUUGAGUAUUACAGAAAAAAAACUCUGUGGCAAACACAUUUUGUUCAAUCUCCACCCAAUUAACACCACUUUGAUCAUUUUUGAGGCAUAAAUGCAAUUGCCAGGAAUAAAAAGCUAACACUUGGCUGUCAACAAAGUAAGCAACAGUCCUAUGUAGUUUAUUUAAUAUGUGUAUAAAAAAAACUGUAUGGAUUUUAAAAGUUUUAAUUAGAAGCUGAUGGUGGCUUUUGAACAUUUCUCCCCUACUAAAUUGCAACAAUCAUACAUAAAAGAGAAAAAGAUAAACAAAGAUAGUACAAGUGAUCAAAGUUUCAAGACUAAGCAGUAAUACAGAAUUGAUAGAAAUGUAUAAAUAACACUGAAGUUUCAGAUGAGAUGCAUUACAAAUGAAUCAGUGUGUUACAAAUCUUUGCAAAUUAUAGGUCUUUUCAGAUGUUUUUUGAAAAAUGAUAAUGCAGAUGUUGAUUGUCUUGAUGGAAGUAGGAUGAUCCAAAGAGCCUGCCCUCUGUAUUUUAAUGAGUAUAAUUCUGAUGUCAUCGUUGGCACCAAAACAAGAAUUUUUAAGUCAUUUUUGGUGUUAAAAAUCACCUUUUUUAAGACAUGUUAAAGCUUCAAAAUUUGUAAGUGGGGUA
Messenger RNA from Plectropomus leopardus (leopard coralgrouper), 4653 nucleotides. Its product is annotated as activin receptor type-1B-like. Gene Ontology annotation, cellular component: signaling receptor complex; plasma membrane. The record is from RefSeq and is a predicted model, not a curated record. Gene Ontology annotation, biological process: protein phosphorylation; cell surface receptor protein serine/threonine kinase signaling pathway; cellular response to growth factor stimulus. Gene Ontology annotation, molecular function: ATP binding; transmembrane receptor protein serine/threonine kinase activity. NCBI's taxonomy places the organism in Eukaryota, Metazoa, Chordata, Actinopteri, Perciformes, Serranidae.